AGCCGAACAGAACGCAGAAGAUGUCCCGCUUGAUGCUCUUGCUCGUUGUCGGCCUGCUGUUGGCGGCGGCGCCGGCGGCGGGUGGUAAGAAGGGGCGCAAGAAGGGCGCCGACUGUCCGCAGAUGAAGCUGAAGCGUCAGUGGGGCGGCAAGCCGGCGCAUGGCAUCAACUACCAGGUGCGGCCCGUGCGCUUUGUGGUCAUCCAUCAUACGGUGACAAGCGCCUGCUCCGGCUUUGUGCAGUGCGCCGAGCUGCUGCAGGGCAUGCAGAGCUAUCACCAGACACAGCUGGACUACCACGACAUUGGCUACAACUUUCUUAUAGGCAACGACGGCAUCGUCUAUGAGGGCACCGGCUGGGGCAUCGCUGGCGCUCACACCUACGGCUACAAUGCGAACGGCACGGGCAUCGCCUUCAUUGGCAACUAUGUGGACAAGCUGCCCGCGCAGGCGGCGUUGGAUGCGUGCAAGAAGCUGCUCGCCUGCGGCGUGGAGCUGGGCGAGCUGAGCGAGGAUUACGGACUAAUUGGCGGCUCCCAGGUGAUAAGCACACAGAGUCCGGGCCUGACGCUCUACAAUGAGAUACAGGAGUGGCCGCAUUGGCUGCCCAAUCCUUGAUCUGGGAUUAGGAAUUGCAUUUAAAUAUAUUUUUUUUAUCGUGAA
Drosophila novamexicana is the source of this 662-nucleotide messenger RNA. RefSeq names its product peptidoglycan-recognition protein SA (gene PGRP-SA). The record is from RefSeq and is a predicted model, not a curated record. The coding region runs from base 21 to 617 and encodes 198 amino acids. Gene Ontology annotation, molecular function: N-acetylmuramoyl-L-alanine amidase activity; peptidoglycan binding; zinc ion binding. Gene Ontology annotation, biological process: innate immune response; peptidoglycan catabolic process. NCBI's taxonomy places the organism in Eukaryota, Metazoa, Arthropoda, Insecta, Diptera, Drosophilidae. The transcript is spliced from 3 exons.